AUGAAUUCGACAAAUGUUUCAUCGAAUGCUUCGACGACUGUUUCCUCUGCUGCGCCAGCAAGCGAAGUGAAGAUUGGAAGAUCACUAUACACUCAGACAACGUGCUUUGUUAUUGCCACGAUGGCCUUUCUUGGGAAUCUGCUUGUAAUUCUCCUCAUCCUUGUGAAAAAAGGAAAAUUUUUGAAGAAAUCUUACAACAUUUUGAUUCUAUCCUUGGCCAUGUCUGAUAUUCUCACCGCUUUGAUGCUUGUCACAAACCCAGCUUUGGUCCUUGGUGACGCGUUUCCUUAUCCUAACAAUCACGUCUUGGGCGAGGUCUUCUGUCGAAUUAUUUGGAGUCGUACGUUUCUCUUCCAGUUGUUGGUUUUCUCUGCCUACAUCUGUAUGGCUUUGGCAACGGAGCGUUGGUUUGCAGUGGUUAAGCCUCAACAGUACAACCAGGUCUUCAACAAGAAGCGCACGCUCGUUUAUAUCUUCCUCGUGUGGCUGUGGUCGGUUAUCCUUUGUGCUUCAAGUUCGUUUCAGCUCUCCUACAUAUCGUCGAAUCCCCCAAAUAGCCGAUGCAAAUGGAACUUUGGCUCGGCUACUCAAACAGUCCGCAUCAUUAUCGCAGUCAUUCAAACCUUCUUCAAAAUGGCGUUUCCGUGUCUGACCAUGUUGUUCCUGUUCAUUCACAUGGUUUACAAAGCAAGCAAAUCCACAGUCACCUCAGAUGAGAGCAAGGCUAAAUUGCGCGGAAAAAUAACGCGGAUGGUUGGUGCGGCUUCUUUGGCAUUAAUAAUCUGUUUCGCACCGUCUCAGAUUAACUACACCCUGGCAGUGGCGGGAAAAACAAGACUAGAUAACACUGUACACCACGUUCUCUCGCUCUUGGCGUUGGUCAACAGCUGUUUGAACCCGUUCAUCUACGGGCUGAGCAACAAAAAUUACCGCCAAGGUUAUCAGCAGAUUCUACUUUCACUGUACCCUUGGUGCAUCAAGAGACAUGGAAACAGAGUGGUGUCACGUCCGAUAAGUCGCCGGACCGAUUUAACCAGGCCGGGUACUUCGAGUUAG
Molecule: messenger RNA, 1056 nt
Organism: Pocillopora verrucosa
Lineage: Eukaryota; Metazoa; Cnidaria; Anthozoa; Scleractinia; Pocilloporidae
Product: melatonin receptor type 1A-like
Biological process (GO): G protein-coupled receptor signaling pathway
Cellular component (GO): membrane
Molecular function (GO): G protein-coupled receptor activity
Source: RefSeq, a predicted model, not a curated record